GUCCGUGGCAGCGCCCGCACAGCGCGUCCGGGCAGGGCGGUGCGAGCCGCUCCGCGGGACGGGACCUGCUUCAACACCUUGGCCCCUCCGCUCCCAGGGCGGCGCAAGUCCCUCACACGGGGCUCUGCGGGAGAGAUGAGGCGGGCAGCGCUGGCUGCAGGGAAACCUCCUGCACAGAGCCGCGUGACAGGGCUGCCUUGCACAGGGCUGACCUGACCUCGUCCCAGGGUGCUGUGGGACGGAUUUGGGUCUCAUGCAGCUAUCGCACUUUGCUAUUUAAUGAAAAGAGGCUUUUUGUUUUUUUAAGUCUUUCCCCAAUAGGAUGGGAGAAAAGAUGUUUGAUAUCAGAGCCUGGGCUGAAUAUAUUGUGGAAUGGGCUGCCAAGGACCCGUACGGCUUUCUGACCACAGUGAUCCUGGCCCUGACGCCACUCUUUGUCAUCAGCGCAGCGCUGUCGUGGAAGCUGGCCAAAAUGAUUGAGGCCAGGGAGCGGGAGCAGAAGAAGAAACAGAAACGCCAGGAAAACAUUGCAAAAGCCAAACGAACAAAGAAGGACUAAGGGGCGGGGGAGACCUUGUGCAAGGCAUCUGCUUCUCCUGGUUCAGUGCUGUUGUACAGCUGUAUCUUGUGUUACCACCUUCCUCUGAUACUUGACCUGGUGUAAAUCUUCUGGAGCAAAGAAGGUUUAAGUCUUGAAAUAACUCA
Molecule: messenger RNA, 705 nt
Organism: Alligator sinensis (Chinese alligator)
Lineage: Eukaryota; Metazoa; Chordata; Crocodylia; Alligatoridae
Gene: SMIM15
Product: small integral membrane protein 15
Exons: 1
Coding region: 323-559 (78 amino acids)
Source: RefSeq, a predicted model, not a curated record